Myxocyprinus asiaticus (Chinese sucker) is the source of this 8829-nucleotide messenger RNA. Its product is annotated as disintegrin and metalloproteinase domain-containing protein 22-like. Gene Ontology annotation, cellular component: postsynaptic density membrane. Gene Ontology annotation, molecular function: metalloendopeptidase activity. Gene Ontology annotation, biological process: proteolysis. Bases 153 to 3104 code for a protein of 983 amino acids. NCBI's taxonomy places the organism in Eukaryota, Metazoa, Chordata, Actinopteri, Cypriniformes, Catostomidae. The transcript is spliced from 32 exons. The record is from RefSeq and is a predicted model, not a curated record.
GGCAGCUCGCGCGUCACCUAAUGGCAACCAGCGCGCGAGACGUUGUGUGUGCCUUCCCGAGGGAGACAGAAAAUCGUGUAUAAUUUGGGAUUUAAGUCGUAUAUUUCGUAUCUUUUGGAAUAUUUAUGAUUAUUUGAGAUCUCCUGCACCGAAUGGAUGCGUUAAUGAUGGCUCCCCGUGUCGGGAUUUCCUUUCUGUGCCUCUGUGUAGCGGUGAUGAGCUCUGUGGUACAUGCCAGCAUCCCCCUGCCUCAUUACGGAAACGCCUUGGUAAAGACGAGGGCUCGGCGUGAUGACGGCAGGUUACUCGGUAUAGAGAACACGGUACCGGUCCGGUUAGUGUACCGAAAGGACGGAGACAGUCAGACCGCUCAUGAUGUUCUGAACACGUGGGUUCGAAUGGGUUCUGACAGUAAACAGAACCAUGUGGCCCAGGCUAGCUUCCAGAUGCAGGCUUUUGGGCAGACCUUCAUUUUAGACGUGGAACUGAACCAUGAUCUUCUAUCAUCAAAUUACAUUGAGAGGCACAUAUCAGAGGAGGGGAAGUCAGUCGUCACCAAAGGUGGAGAACACUGUUAUUACCAUGGGAAAGUACGUGAUAUUCCAAAGUCAUAUGUGGCACUUUCAACUUGCCAUGGAUUACAUGGAAUGUUCUUUGAUGGGAAUCACACAUACAUGAUUGAACCGGGAGGAGAGAAUACAAAGAGUGAGGAGGGUCCUGUGCACAUGAUUUAUCAGUCUCCAGGUUUGGACCCCCCAGAGGGCUUUAUUUCUGCAGUUCCUCUGGCAGAGUCACCGUUUCAGAACCCUCCACUGUCAAGUGCAGCUCACAAGAGGAAAAAGAGACAGAUAUCUCGGAAUCUACUGAGUGUUGCAGAUGAGACCAAAUAUAUUGAGCUGAUGGUUAUAAAUGAUCAUUUGAUGUACAAGAAGCAUCGUCUUUCCGUUGGACAAACAAAUAACUAUGCCAAGUCUGUUGUUAAUAUGGCUGAUCUGUACUUCAAAGAGCAACUCAACACUAGAAUUGUCUUGGUUGCUAUGGAAACAUGGGCAGCAGACAAUAGGUUUAACAUCAACGAUGACCCCAUGGUAACAUUGCGAGAGUUUAUGAAGUACCGAAGAGACUUUAUCAAAGAAAAGAGCGACUCCGUUCACCUCUUCUCGGGCAACCGUUUCCAUAGCAACUGGGGAGGAGCCUCUUAUAUGGGUGGAGUCUGCUCACUAACUAAAGGAGGCGGAGUCAAUGAGUAUGGAAAGACUGAGGAAAUGGCCAUAACUCUCGCACAGUCACUGGGACAAAACAUUGGCAUCUUUUCUGAUAAGAAGCGUAUUUUAAAUGGGCAGUGCAAGUGUGAAGAUAAAUGGUCUGGCUGCAUAAUGGAUGAUGUUGGCUUCUACUUGCCCAGGAGAUUUUCUGACUGUAAUGUGGAAGAGUACCAUGAUUUCCUCAACAGCGGAGGUGGUGCCUGUCUCUUCAACAAACCCUCAAAGCUCUUGGAUCCUCCAGAGUGUGGUAAUGGUUUUGUGGAGGCAGGGGAGGAGUGUGACUGUGGAAACCCAGCUGAGUGUGCUAGAGAAGGAGAGGACUGCUGUAAGAAAUGCAUGUUGACUGAGGGAGCCAAAUGCAGUGAUGGUCUUUGCUGUAAGAACUGCCAGCUGGAGUUUAUGGGUGUCCUCUGUCGUGAGGCCGUCAAUGACUGUGACAUACCUGAAAUGUGCACUGGGAACUCAAGCCAGUGUCCUCCAAACCUACACAAGAUGGAUGGAUACACCUGUGAGAAAGACCAGGGGCGGUGUUUCAAUGGCAGGUGUAAAACCAAGGACAGGCAGUGCAAGUACCUAUGGGGAGAGAAAGCAACAUCGGCUGAUAAGUUCUGCUAUGAGAAACUCAACAUUGAGGGCACAGAGAAGGGCAACUGCGGACGUGACAAAGACACCUGGAUUCAGUGCAAAAAACAGGAUGUACACUGUGGAUAUCUGCUGUGCUCUAACAUUUCUCCAGCCCCUAGACUAGGAGAGUUACAGGGAGGUUUGACCUCUUUCUCUGUGGCUCAGCACAGCGCCUCAAUGGACUGCAGUGGAGGACAUGUGCUGAUUGAUGGAGACUCUGAUCUGGGUUACGUGGAGGACGGAACUGCAUGUGGAACAGAUCGGAUCUGUUUCAACCACAAAUGCCUCCCAGUGCAAGAAUUCAACUUCAGCACGUGUCCCGGCACUAAUGACAGGGUGAUCUGCUCAGGACAUGGGGUGUGCAGUAACGAGCUCAGGUGUGUGUGUGACCUGGGCUGGGCAGGUGAAGACUGCAAUUCCACCUCUCCUUUGAGUUACCUGCUGGUGCGACCCACAGCCAAAACAUCAGGCAUUAUGAGUACUAACAUCAUCAUCGGGGCCGUUACGGGCUCUAUCCUGGUCCUCGCACUAAUUCUAGGCAUUUCCGCAUGGGGAUACAAGAGCUACAGACAGCGUCAGUAUGUUGAAUCUGACGUACACAGAAGAUUCUGUCGGCAAAUGCCACCGGGUGAUUAUGUGAAGAAGCCAGGAGAUGCUGAUUCUCUCUACAGUGACAUGCCGCAAGGCGUGAGCUCCAACUCCGGCAGCAGCUCCAAGAAGAGGUCUGCUUACCUGUCUCACCUCCAGAUCAACACUCGCUCUUUCACCCCAUCUAUCCCCUCCAUCAGCCAAAACAUCUCUCUGUUCGGCUUCAGAUCUAAUGGCAUGUCGCACUCUUGGAGUGAAAGAAUCCCGGAUGCCAAGCACAUCUCUGACGUCUGUGAAAACGGACGACCCAGGAGCAACUCGUGGCAAGGAAACAUCACAGGUACCCGUAAGAAGCUCAAGGGAAAGAAGUUCCGUCCACGUUCCAACUCCACAGAGUAUUUAACCCACUGCAUUAAAUCAGAGUAUUAUGUAACAAAAUGGGUAGAAGAUGUUAAUAAAAACACUGAAGGACCUUAUAUUAGGACGCUGUCACCGGCCAAAUCGCCCACUUCUUCAACGGGCUCCAUUGCCUCUAGCCGGAGAUACCCCUACCCCAUGCCUCCACUCCCAGAUGAGGAGAGGAAGGCCAACAGACAAAGUGCCAGGCUGUGGGAAACAUCAAUAUAAAAGACCUCCUCAAAACUGGUCUGCAAAACUCAGUAAGGAUUUUCAUCUGCUUUUGUACGAAUGAGAAAAUAAAACCAAAAAGAAAAUACAAAAUUAAAAUGGAGAAACAGAAAAAAAGGGACGAGUAAGGGGAAGAGUUGGGCAUGGUCUCCUCUGAUGUCUGUUCAGCGUUAGUAUUGUGGAGCCAUCUCACCUUGGAUGCUGAGGAGCACAGUAUCAGAUUCCCAUUCCUGCUGUCAUUCUUAAACAAGACUCAGGAACAUGACUUCAUCACGAGACAAACCCGGAAUGGCAGCCGUGCUGAACAGAUACACAGACAUCAAAAGCCACUCGUGCCCUCAUUAAACCCCACCCUCUUGUGACCCUACACAUGACCUUCCCCGCCUCAAAACACACAUGCUGUCUUGUGAUUGGUGCUGUAAAUGCCCAGGUGCAAGAAGCUUGUAUAGGAGAAGAAAGUAACUAUUGUUUUGGAAGCACGCUGUCACUGUAGAACCUACUGCUGUAUGCAUGAGAAAACAUGUUUAUCAAUUCCCUGUAGUGUAAUGAUGUAAAAAUGUUUGAAGAUCUUUCACUCAAGGGGGCCGCAUGUAUCGGAGGACAGCUCUGUAGGCUGGUAAGAUUCAUUCAUGUUUUAAAUGUCCCUCCAAGUUCUCAUCACAGUUCAUACAGUCAAACUUUCUCAGUGAAUUUUGUACAUAAGUCAAAUAAUGCAGAAGCACCAGUUGAAAUGUGAGAUUGUAGUAUUUUUCUGUUUCAUGUUUGGUUGUGGAGAGUGUGGCAAAUCCCCUUAAGCCUAGCACACCUACUAGACAGAAGCUCAUUGCCCUUUCCUGUUUUAGGUCCUGUUUUAAGUAAAAUGCCAACCAAACACUCUUCUAGUGUGUGCACUUCCAACACGUUCCAGUUCAGAUUUAUUAGUCCCAGAUGCUAUGAUAAAGCUAAAAAAAAAAAAGUUAUUUUUCUCUUUUUAUAACAUUUUUCAAGAAACAAAAAACAAAAAUAAACCACAACAAACAACACACAAACAAAAGAACAGAUACUGUCAGCACAGCUUAUAAAUGCUACAUGUAUUUACAUGACAUAAUAAUACCAUAUAGAAAUGAUUGAAUGAAAAACACUUUACAGUAUUAAAAGAAUAUGUCUUAUAGCUUGGUAAAAUAAUCACGAAUAGAUUCUGAAACCCUUAACCAGGCCUGCGCUGUUCUGGGCCUGGCUUUGUUAAGCUUGGCUGUAGAGCAUUCCAUAUUAACUAUGUAUUGCAUGUUCAGUAACCACAGUCUUGUUGUACCUGCAUUAGUACCCCACCAAAGUUCAAAUAUUGUCUUCUUUGCUGCAGUAACAAAGAAUCAUUUUGUCCAUUGAUCCAAGAUUCAAAGAAGAGUCAUCAUUCAGAAGACACAGGCAGGGAUCCGGAAUAAUAGUAGACCCAAUCAGUUCUUCUAGAGUACAACAAACUUGAGUCCAGAAAUUAUUUAAACUAAACAUUCCCAAAACAUAUGAUAUACCGUGCCAACUGCAGCAUUUUGGCAUAAAGUACAGUUAGACCUGUAUCGGCUGUACGGUGUAGCAUAAGCUCUAUGAAUGGUUUUAAUGGAUAAGCGGGUGACUCCAAUUUUGAGAUGUUUUGCUUACGUUUGACCAUACUGUAUACCAAUCAGGACAUAUGCCAACCUUUUGUAACUCCUUUUCUCAAACAAUCUCUAUUGGCAGACGUUUGCAUUGUGCUUCUGAAAGGGAGUUGUACAUUUUGGAAACCAGUCCUCUAGAACUUUUAACACGAUCAAACCAUGCCGACAUAGGUGAUGUUAGUGUUAGUGAUGUGUUCCAUGGAACUCCAUAUGCUUUCAUGGCUAAUCUCAAUCUCAAAUAAAGAAAAAAAGAGGAACCAGGGAGGUCAAACAUAAUCUGUAAAUCAUGAAAUGAGUGUAAUCCAUCUUCGCUGAAUAUGUCUCCUAACGUAUGAAUUCCCUUGGAGACCCAGAGUGGAGAUGUAAAAGGUUUAUUCCCUGUCAGUAUAUUAGUAUUAUUCCACAACGGAGAAAGUUUAUGAAAUUUAGGUACAUUUCCAAACAUUUUUUCUGCCUUUCUCCACAAAAUUGUUUGAAAUAUUACUGACCAAUCGUCAGGUACGUACUGUCUCUGAUAAUUUUUACAUUUACAUUCAGUGAAGAAAUGACUGCUAGCCCUGUAUGUUAAAAAAAAAAAUAUUCUGGGUUCAAUACAAGUUAAGCUCAAUCAACAUAAUUUGUGGGAUAAUGUUAACAAAAAAUAAUAUCGAAUUGUUCCUCCUUAAAAAAUAAAUAAAAAUAAUAUCAGUUACAUGAAGUCAAAGAAAUGUAAAGCUUAAAACUUGCGUAUUAUUAUUAUUAUUAUUCCAGGUUCAAUACAAGUUAAACUCAAUCUACAGCAUUUGUGGCAUAAUAUUGAUUACCACCAAAAUUAAUUUCGAUGCCAUUUUUUGUUUUUUCCCCAAUUUGGAAUGGCCAAUUCCUAAUGUGCUUUUUAAGUCCUUGUGAUCACGUAGUGAUUUGCCUCAGUCUGGGUGGCAGAGGACAAAUCCCAGUUGCCUCUGUGUCAUCAACCUGCGCAUCUUAUCACGUGGCUUGUUGAGCGGACAUAGCACGUGUGGAGGCUUCACACCAUCCACUGUGGCAUCCACGCUCAACUCACCACGUGCCCCACUGAGAACGAACCACAUCAUAGCAAUCACAAGGAGGUUACCCCAUGUGACUCUACCCUCUCUAGCAACCAGGCCAAUUUGUUUGCUUAGGAGACCUGGCUGGAGACACUCUGGGAUUCGAACUAGUGAACUCCAGGGGUGGUAGCCAGCGUCUUUACCACUGAGCUACCCAGGCCCCUGCUCUUUCAAAAAGCAAAAAUCUGGGUUACAGUGAGGCGCUUACAAUGGAAGUGAAUGGAGCCAAUCCGUAAACGUUAAAAUACUAUUUCAAAAGUAUAGACACAAGACAUAAACAAUAUGCGUGUUAACAUGAUUUUGUGACAAAAACGCUUAAUAUUUUUGUAUGUAAAGUUAUAGCCAAUUUUACAGCUUUGUUGCCAUGACAAUGUAAUGUCAACAAACCCUAAAACGACUGUAAAAAUGACUUUACAGCUCAAAUAAUACAUGAGUUUUAACAGAAGAAUUAAUGUAAGUGCUUUUAUAAAAUUAUAAGCUUAACAUUUCUGCCUUUAAAUCCUCCAAAAAUUGGCCCCAUUCAUGUCCUUUGUAAGUGCCUCACUGGAAUCCUGGUCCCGUAUUCACAACAAAUCUUAAGGCUAAAAGUAGCGCGAAUAAAUUGGGAAUUUCAUUCGUCAGCAGAAUCCUUUAUCAAACUUUAUCUGCCCUCUCCAGACCGCACAGCGCCCGAAAAUCAAUAGUGUAUAGUAGUUUUUUCUUGUGGAUAAGCGCUCGCUGCAGAGAAAAAAGGGGGCAUUCACGGGGAAUCACCGCAAUCGCAUCAACACAGGAUGAAGAAAUGUUCAUCAACCGAAAAAUAUCUAUCUAUCUAUCUAUCGUCUGGUCCAGUCCAUCCGUCCACCAUGUGCACUUCCGAGUGGGAAACUCGCAUUUACGAUCAUUCCGAUAGCAUGUAAAGGCAGCAUUACUUCCACAGAGAAAAAUAAAUGAAACAACGAACCAUGAAAAAUAAGUUUUGUAUACUAUGAGAGAAAGAAAACACUGGUGUUUAGAACGAGACAGGGGAAGCGUACACAGUAUUACAGUUUUAACCAAAUUUGUCCACUGAUGUUUCUGUUGGAUGUGUUGGAUUGGAGGCUUGGUAAAAUUUGAUGCCUAUAUUGUAAUAAUUUGAAAUUCUGUUCUCUAUAUGAGUAAAAGUCGUACAUUUUCGUACGAGCCAAGUUGCUUUGAAUACCUUACAGUUUUGCCAUUUCGUACGAAUUAUUACAAGUUGUCAUUAAACAACUUCAGGACCAGUCUUGGAGGAGAAUGAUCUCAUAACUGAUGCACCUUCAGUAGUUUGUGAUUAGUUGCGUCAGGUUCACACCAUAGCAUUGACAGCGUGACAGAAAACAAGAAAUGUUUUCACAGCGAAGAACUUCUGUCUUGUAAACGUGUAUAAAGACUUAGUUUGUCUCUGUUUGUUUGAAUGUUUAAUUUCCCUCAUGCUCACAGCCGAAUGUAAUUAUUUCAUUUGUUCAUCAUCACCUCACGUGAUUUAUAAUUCUUUCGUAAGCAUAAGGAAUGUGAUUUUAGCUGAUUGUUUUGGUUACUUUGCUUAUUGUGAAAUAUGCUGCCAUUGUCAUGGAAAUGACGAUGAAUUUUUAGAUUUCUGAUAAAGAGAAACAAUUUUGCAUAUACAAUGUAUAAAACUAACAAUAAUAACAAGAAUUCAUGAAAAUUAAGUACAAUUUGGUGAAUAACAGAGGAAAUAAAUGGUUUGUCAUGGAUUACAGAAGACAUGAAAACGCUGUAUGCAAAAACUGAAAUAUUUUCUCAAUUUAAACUAUUCUUGCAUAAUUUACUGCAUUCAUCUCAUAGCGACAAUUACAGAAUGGUUUUACAAGCGAUUUACACAGAAAUGUGUUUUGUUUAUUUUUCAUGAUUGAUGCCCAUUACUUGGUAGAUAUAUUUGCCCUUUGUUUACAGCUCGACACUCUUUUACACCAAGAAACUCUGCAGUAUCCCUCAUGAAAGUUGGUCACGUGACCAUUCAGCCUUGAAAGAUUACUUUUUUCGAUCAGUAUUGUAUUGGUAAUGCAGUUUUUAUCUGUACAUAGCCUGCUGUGCAUUUGAUCUGUCUGUACUGAUUUUUUGCACUCUGCCUGUAGCCCACAACUAACGUCAGAUAAUAUCGCCAUGAUGUAUAUGAAGUAUUUUUAAGGUAACUUUGUAAAGUCUUUUCCUCCCUAGUAUUAUUACAUGUACAUAUUUAAUCCCAAUGACAAUUAAGUGCUUUAGAAUAAUAACUACUGCAAUAGGUUUUUGUGCAAAUUGAGAUUUAGCUACAAUUAUUUUUAUUGUUUCGUAAACAGGUCGCCUUUAUACACCAUGUGUGACACUGUUGUCCAGAUUCUGUGUUUGUACCUGCAGUUUACAUGCAGAAAUGCAUUCAAUGCCAAUGCCAUGUCUUCAACAAACAUUCAAUUAACAAUAAUACAAUUAAGUUUCUUUAUUUAAUACACAGCCAUAAUAACUGACCAUCUGAAGCAAUACUCUCUGCUCACUGUGACCCUAAUCUGUCCAUAAAAAAGCACACAACCUUUACGACUCGUACUGGAAUAAAAUCUCAGAAGGAGAGAUGCUGUUUCAGUCAAACCCGAGUUUCAUCCUGACGCCAGCUUUUGAAUGUAUUUAGGAAAAUUAAUAUUUACGCUCACCAAACAGGCCCAGACCACUUACACUGAGAUCACACACACAUACUGAACCAACUUGCAAAUAUAGGACAGCGUUAACUGGAAGUAAAUCAUUUUCAACACUGAUUAGUUUUUUUGUUUUGUUUUUUUUUUUUGCAGUUGAAAUGUACAUUUUGAGUCUUUUUAAAUGCCUUAUGCUAAUUCAAAAGCUGUCACAUGCUGUUUCUCUUCUGUUCGCAUCUGAUCAUGUACACAGUGUUGGUAUUCAUAGAUUCUUCAUAGCUGUUUUGUUUUAUUAUGUGCUGUACAUAGACUGACAAUUAAAAUGAUAAAAUGCUCUUUUUUUUCAUACAGUAUCCAUUAAGUAUUGUAAUAUAUUUAAGAUAAAGUAAAACUUUCAUUCAAA